Messenger RNA from Guillardia theta CCMP2712, 1088 nucleotides. RefSeq lists its product as hypothetical. The record is from RefSeq and is a predicted model, not a curated record. The transcript has 10 exons. NCBI's taxonomy places the organism in Eukaryota, Cryptophyceae, Pyrenomonadales, Geminigeraceae. The coding region runs from base 87 to 1010 and encodes 307 amino acids.
GUCCAAUGGUGAUAGGUGGCGGGUGGCGGCAGGUAGCGGCGGCGGCGGCAGGGAUUAUGCUGGUGGCAUGCGCAGCCUUGUCGAUAAUGUCGUCUCCACCUCCUCCUUCGUCUUCCCUCCUCUCGUCCUCCUCCUUCACUUCGCUUCUCUCCAAAAUCUCCAACUCGAUCCCUUCUGUCAAGCCCAAACCCUCCGCGACCGCAGCGAAGGGUCAUAAGAGCGCCGGGCUGGAUGCCAAGGUCUCAGCUCUGAUGCAGGAGGAGCUGGAGGACGCGAGGAAGGAGAAGAAAGUGGCGAGGAGGAAGGAGAAAGUCGCCUUGGAGAUGGGAAACAUCGGAGCCACAAAGACUGGUGAAUCUUCCAGGUACCUUGGGAUCUUCUCGCCGACACGCAGGCAGAAGUUGGAGAUGAAGGCGCUGAGGGCGAAGUUUGUGGAACUGCGAAGGAUGGAGCAGGAGGACAAGGUGGCGAGGAAGAAGAUUCAGAUGAAGAUCGACCAAGACAUCAGCAAGCUAGCCUCGAGGCAGAUCUCAGCUCACGAGGCAGCUGAGAAGGCACAAGAAGCUGCCGAGAAGAGAGCAGCGGCGAAGGCGAUGAAGUCUGCAACCAAGCUGAGUGCCAUCAUGGCGAAGAAACUUGUGAAGCACCAGGAGAUCAAGAGCAAGCGAGCUGCUGCAACCCCAUACAAGUCCACUUCUGAGCAGGUGCUGGCAGACAUGUCGGAGCUGCUGCUCAAGUUGCCUUCCGUGCGACAAGCACUCAAACAAUCUCUUGACAUCAAGGAGCUCGAGAUUGCUGAGCAGAUCGCAAAGAGUUUGAAUCAGACGUGGGACUCAGCCCUGACGCCCAUCGACCCGAAGAUCAUCGCAGAGAUUGCGGUGGCAGAAGCAGAAGCCAGUAAGAACUCAAUGCCUCAGCUCAAUGUGACUGUCUCGCCGAUCGCUCAGGACUUGCAGACAGCAUUUGAGCAGGCAAAGAAGGAAGUUGCGAUCAGUGAGAAGGGCAAGUGAGAGAAAUGGAAAGAGACUAAGUAGCUUUUGACAUCUGUAGAACAACCUUUGAAUAUGUUUCAAUGUAUCAACUUUUUC